Gryllus bimaculatus (two-spotted cricket) is the source of this 12560-nucleotide messenger RNA. NCBI's taxonomy places the organism in Eukaryota, Metazoa, Arthropoda, Insecta, Orthoptera, Gryllidae. The record is from the annotation of a GenBank genome assembly.
UAUGAUCAGGUUAUAUACUACAUUUAUGAAGAAAUAUGUCGCGCAAACAUGCUCGCAUUGCUGCACUAUGAGCAUCGCCCGGUUCUGCUACAAAAUCAUUUUUGACAAUUGCUUAUUUUUUAAAAGUAACUAGUUGGUUUACGAAAGUAAUGUUUUCCUUUCUUUUAUCGAGCGAGCAUUCAUAAACAAAAAUGCUGUACAUGUUUCUUAGUGAGAAUAUCUAAACAGUAUUUCCAAAGCAAGAUUUCGGAGUUCACUGGUACUCAGCCUUUCUUGUUUUCGGGUCGGAGAAAAUAAACAUGAAAGGUAAGAAUAUGCAAAAGAGGCGCACAUGGUAGCUGCUGUUCAUUUUCGGACAAACUGGUAAUCGCAGCUUUAGUGUAAGUCCAACCAAUCAUCCAGUUAGUACAAUCUGUAUCGUUAUCUAAGCCUGAUGUAAGGCAUAUUUUCAUUGGUUGGUAUGUUGGUUCGGUUGCUUACCAUUGCCUCGUAGAUGUGAAAUAGACAAUACUAACACGAGUAAGUCGUCAUCCUUGUAAAAGGUUCAAAAAAAGGAAUGGAAACGACAACGAAAGUAUUUUGCUAAGGUAUCCGUGGAACAUCUUGAGUUGUUGCACUUGAACAAGAGGCUUCAGAAGAUAAGAAAAAGACAAUAUUAGCCAAAUGAUAAUGGAACAAGAUGAUGAUUGUGAGCCCAAAGAUUUGAGUAUGAAGUGCAGCAAAAGACUGAAGCCUAUUCCACCACCAUUAAAUCUUGGGGACAAUUCAAGUACUCUAAAAGAAUUUGCCAUAAUUGCUACCAGUCCCAAGAGUCCGUUAAUGCAAAAAAAUUUACCUUUUAGGAAAAGAGCUCAUAGCCUGUCUGGAGCCUGUGACAUUAGAACACAACCAUUUAUAACGGCAAAAAGUUCUGCUGUCAUAAAUACUUUUGAGACUUCACACAUCCAGAAAGUAGCACCAGUGGAUGAUCGAUCAAGUAUCUCCAGUCAGUCUCCUCCAAAUGUUAUACAAAACGUUCCCUGCAAUAGUAUUCAAGAUUCUACAAAUCCUGCCAUUUCAGUUACUGAGGAAGAUGUAACUGCAUAUCCGUCGUCUGAGUCCUCUACAUUGAUACAAUUACAAAAUUCAUCAAUGUGCAGUCCUUCAUGGAGCCCAACUCUGGGACAAGUAAAUAAUCCCGCCAUUUCUUCUGUCCUUUUGAGUCCAGUGGGUAGUAGCCGUGAGGAAUUGAAUGGUGUAAUAAAUAUGCACCCUUGGCCUACUCCAGUGUGGCACUGCUUUCAGCCAGGAACAUUAGUGAAAUGGGACAUGCCUUGUGGUGGAAAUAGUACAACAGGAAUGUUCCGUAUUGUUGAAGAACUUGGUCCUUCUGAUUGGAUUGGAGCCCUUCAAGUUGAGCAAGUGGAAGAAGAACAAUCUGAUUUACCAGUGUGCAUACAUUUCAGUUGUUUGGGAACAGGAGUGUACAUUACUGCACAGUGUCAUCCAGUGCAUACAUUUUUUGUAAAGGACAAAGGAUGGUGUGCUGCAUGUCCUGAACGAGUAGCAUUGCGCUAUCAAGUAUUAUGCCAACAACUUGAGCGAGGUGAUGUUUGUUAUCCACCUCAGUCUUUGUCACCAGAUGUGUGCGAUCGUUUUAAGCGAUUUAGCUUUCCGCCCGAGGAAAUACCUGUGCCAACUCCCUUUAUUUUGUCUCCUCCUUCAUCUCCUUGCAAGAAACCUUCUGAAACUGAUAGACCAAAACGACCAAUGAAUGCAUUUAUGUUAUUUGCCAAACGUUAUCGCUUGGAGCUAAUUCAGAUGCAUCCUGGAAAAGAUAAUAGGGCUAUUAGUGUUAUAUUGGGUGAAGCAUGGCGCAAGUUACCUCCUGCUAACAAAGAGGAAUUUGUCUUGGAAGCUCGUGCUAUGGCUCAGGAGCAAAAACGUUUGCACCCCGAUUGCUGGAAAAGAAAGAGGUCUCAUUCAACAAGCUAAGCAAGUACUGUUUUUGGUAUUUUGAGAGUGAAUGUUUCUGCUCUAUUAUUUUCUUCAGAAUUUGUUUAUUGUUCGCCUGGUAAGACAAUGAUUGUCUGGCCAUUCAGAAUUUAAAUCUUUGUAGGGGUAUGGAAAUUUUCCUUCAUUUUGGGUUGUCUGGCUGUACUACUUCCAUGACCAGUACAGCUAUUAUUUGAGUCAGUCUUCUAAUUAGUGCUGUAACCAUCUAGUGAUGAAGAUGUUGAUUGUGGCAUGUCUCAUCCUGUUAGUGCUGGGACCUCAUAAUCAUUGAAUUGUGCUUCAAUGAACUUCAGUGUAAUUGGCCAACAUUCUGUCAUACUCAUUAACAGUGAAACUUUUUAUAAAUGUUUAUUAAUGUGAUCUUAUUUUCCUGGAUGCUUCACAUAUGACAUUAUUUGCUAGUUAGCCAAUAAAAGCACUGUUGAAAAUUUUCAAUAGUUUUAACAAUGUCACGUUAUGUUUAUUUAACCCAAUUGAUGUUGGUAAUCAGCAAGUCAUUUUAUGUCAGUUAUAAAUCUUCUCCAUUUUUGCUGUUUGCCAAAUAGAUGUUAUUUGUAAAAGUAUAGUUCUGUGAUUUGAUGGUUCCCAGACACACCCAGCUUGUUAUAUAAACCAGAAAUAUUAGAGAAACCAUCAACCAAAUUAUGUCUAGGCCACUAUCUCAUCUGUUAAUCAUAUCUUAAGUUAAUAUGGAAUCUGACUCAACCACCUAGGCCUGUGAGUCCUUGAUAAAACAUUUUUGUCACAAGUGUCAUGAUAUGUUUAUAACAAUCAUGCUGUGAAUUAAUUUGAUUGUACAUGAUUAAAAUGGAUGCUCUUCCUUAUUAUUACAUUUUACUAAUUUUCUGUGGAAGAUAUGACUAUUAUUUCUAAAUUGAAAUCAUAAAAUUACUUUUCAUUAGCUGUUCUUGAUCUCGAAUCCGCUUUUUCAUAUAAAAUUGUUCUCAGCGAGAAGUGAAAGAUGUAUGGAUAAGCAUAAAUGAAGUUUUAAACUUCCUUGGGUUUGUGUGUGCUCACAUAUACCUAAACAUUAUUGUACUUCAAGAAACUAAAAUUUUAUUGUGGUGUUUCCCUAGCUUAUGCCUAAUUGUCUCUUCUUUGAAGACUUCAUUAUUGUGCAAGGAACUUGAAAUAUCUUUAGGAUACAAUAAUUAUUUUUAAUAGGUAAAAUAAGUGGAAGUAUGUUUUAUUACUAAUGUUUGCUAGACGUUUAAAAAUAAGUCAAACAAGGCUAAUUUUAAAAAUAUGUCUUCCUAAUUCAUAACUACUCUUUUGAGUAAUUACCUUUUGAAGAUACUAUUGAGGACUUGUUACAACUUCAUUGUCCAUUAGCAACAAUUAUGAAUAUGGAAAUUCAAAGAUAAUAUGGAGAAUAUAAAGAAUAAGGAUGAAAGAAGAAUAUUUUAAGAAAGUUUUUGAAUUCAUAGUUUCACAAUUUGGGUUAUUUGGUUAUAAUGAAUAUUAAAGACUGAAAAUAUGAUCUGUGUAUUGAUAAAUAUGCCAUGAUAAAAAGAAAUCUGAGAAACAGUGAUAACUCAAUGUGUUAUUUUGAAUGGUUAUGAAAAGUCUAAAUACAGAUACAAUUAGUUACAGGAAAGUAGUAAAAGCAGAACCAUAAAAAUUAUUAAAAGAAAAUGAUGGUGACCCAAAAGUGUGAGCUAGGGAUGGUACUAAUAAAGAGCUGAUGAGUUUAAAAGUGAAUAAUAAUUCUUUGGUGCGUGAUCAGAAAGGUCAUUUUUGGCCAUUUUUAGUUUUUCACACAAUAUUGACGACAGAAAUCAAAACAAAAACAAGCUUUAAGUCUAGGAGAUAUACCGCCAUUUAUUUCAUCACAUGGCAAAUUAAAAGCUAAAAAAUCUUACUCUAUAUCUCUGUUUGUAUUUCUGUUAACAAUGGGUGUUUUAUGUCAUUAUUUGUGUGAAAGUCAAUUUCUACUUAUUCAAAAGCCAGGAUGUACUAUUGCAGCAUCUUCAAAGUUUUUGUUGCUCUGAAUGAUAAUUGUCCUGCCAAUAUAGUGAACUGAAGUUGCCAAUUGAAGGUGAAUUUGUAUAGAAAACCCUAAUUACUUUUGGAGGCAGUGUAAAACUGCCAGUACUGUUAUGUAGAAUUAAAGUAAACGUAAAGAAACAUUCAGUGACCAUUCAGUCUACAAAAUUUGGCAGAUUUUGCUACCUUGCUUGGAUUUAAAAUUCAAUAUUGAGCAAGAAUAACUGGCCUGAGUUCUGCCUUUUCAUGUGAGGAAAAAUUUUUUUUAAUGUCAAGAUCAUUCACACUUCUUGUUACUUAGAAAACAUUCUUCUGCAUAAAAAAAAAAAAAAAAAAAGAUUUAUUAUUGAAAAAGGUAACGGUAUGUGCACAGUUUUGUGUAAUUGUUUGUGGCAAGACUGACAUUUUAUGUGAUAACGUAUGUGAUGUUAUUUUACUUUCUUAAAAAUUGGGAAUGUUAAAAACUUUUAUACUUAGCAAUUGGUCAAUGAUUAUCUUAUGCCUAGAUUGUGUACGUUAACAUUGUAGGUAAUAUGAAACAAAAAUUCAGUACUUUCUAUUGAAAAUUAUGAAUGGACCUACAUUCUUUGCUUUUUUUUUUUACUCUACAAAUGAAGUUGGUUAAUUUGGCUAUAGGCAUGUAGAAAUAACUAUAAAUAAUAGCUUCAAUUUGUAGCAACAUGUUCAUGAGGAUCUAAAGGACAUAUGAGAAGUACAUUGCAUUCUGGAUCAUAAUUCAGAUUUGCACUGAAUCUGAAAUUCUUAUUUGUUUUCCAUUUCUCUACUUAUGGAACUAUUUCAAAUGAUGCACAGAUACUCUUUGCAUGAAGUACAGACCUCUGUUUUUCUACCUUUUCCAUGUUAAAUGUUUCUUGGAUUGAUUCAAUAUUCUGGCAGGGGCAUUCUAAAAAUUCAAAGGAAUUUCAUUUAGAAUAAUAUAUUAAAACACUUCCAGAACCAAAGCAUUGCAAUCGUGGGAAUUAGCCGUUAAUCUGUGUUCAAAGAUUUAAUUUGGAGGCAUUUGAAUGACAUGCUAUUGUAUCUUGCCAAUUGCCCACAAAGAUUCAAUGAAUUCUUAGAGAUAAUGUACAAAUUUUCUUUAAUGUACAUCAAAAAUAUUGCUCCACACUGGAGCAUUGUGUUCCAAACUUCAAUGUUCCAGAGUUCUAUUCCAAAUUCUUGUUUACGUUAUCCUUGCAUUCUGCAGUAUUUUCUGUCAAUAUGAAAAGACAUUAAAGCAUAGCCUUAAAAAGUUCUCAUGUACAUUGAACUAAAAUUAUAUUUUUGGCAUAAUGUGGAAACCAUUUUCUGAUUUUGAAAAUAUUGUUAAAAUAUGUUUCAUUUGUGUUUGGAAUUGAGUAAAAUUUUUGUGAAAUUUGGAUGGCAAGUAGCAUUGGGACAAUCUGCCAAAGUACACAUGCAACCCGCAGUGCAUGACUGAUAUAUUUCUGAAAAUUCAAUAAUAUCCCGUUAAGAUUACAUGCAUGCAUGUAAAUACGUAAAAUUAUUUAAUUCUUAUUGUGUUGAAAAUUUCUUACAAAAUUUUUAUUUGCUUAGUUGUGAGUUCUUUUGUUUCUUAUUGCAAAAAUCCUAAUUAUUGUGUAAAUAUUAAUUGUGAAGGAAAUGUAUGAAAAUUUAGUGGAAAACUUGUUGAAAGGAAAUGUGUUUCUUUUGUCAUUGAACCAUCAGAAUUAAACGAUAAGAAUUGAAUGGAAUCGAAAUGAACAUUAAUAUUUUAUAACAUUGUUUAGCUGGAUGCCUUGAAUUAAGAAGCUUUAACUGUACAUCUUAAAAUGGUUAUUCAUUGCAAUGAUGAGGUGGUCUAUAAAAUGGAAAUAUAUGAACAAUAAUAACAUAACGAUCACAAACAAGAAAAAUAGCAGGAAGAAAAUGAUUGAUGAAAUGAAACAGAAUCAUAUUGAUUUCAAAAGGAAAUGGAAGGAAUGUGAAUGGAACUAUACGAAAAAACUAUAGAAAUCAAGAAGCUUUUUUUAUUGUUUCAAAAGAAUCAAUGAGGUACUUUGACAGUGAUUUUGGUUCAAAAUGUUAUGAUACCCAUCUCAUACGGUAUGAUGAAAGAAUGGCUUGUGUUAGUAGGAAAGAUUCAUCACCAAGAUUCAGCUCAAAGUUGACUUUGGACCAUGCCACAAAGCAGUAAUACUUGUACCUGAAACCCGAAAUAAAUGUGUUGCUUUACACAUUGAAUGCUUCAAAAACCAAAUAUGAACAUACAUAUAUGCAUGUGUACAGACAUAGAAAAGAAAAGUUAAAAGGUAGAAUAAUUUCAAAAAUAAAUGAGUUCUGCUGUAGGAGUUAAUGUUAAAUUAAUAAUAGUUUCUAUUUUAUGUCAUAUGUUUCAUCCCAAACAUCCACUUCUAGAGUCACUAGAAAGUUCAUCAAAAUCAGUGUGGUUCAUCCCUAAGGCCCCAGGCCACAUGAGGCUCUCAAACACAGUUUUUGCCCCUCUUGCUUAUUUAAUAAAUAAUGUAUAAAUGACUUGAAUGCAUAGAUUUUGAAGAAUUUUCGGAAACCUUUUUCAAAACAGGUUCUUGUUUGUUUUUAAGGUUGUAAAUCUCUCUACAAAUUUAUCAUUACCAGGCAGCACGUAUGUAGUGAAAUUGCUUUUCUGAUUCCUAAAACUUUUAAAUUAAAACCAAGAAAUCACAUGGAAAGUGCUUUAACCUAUUUGUGUGGAAGGACAGGCACUACCCAUCCACGAGCUUUGUUUUACAAUAUGGCAAAAGAUUUGCAUCAUAUGAAAUGAUAAGGUGUAAAAGAAAUGGGGUGAAAAAUAUUCAGUCCCGGAAGACAAAAUAAAUCCAAAAUAAAUUAAGACUUUAUUUAGUUAAUGGAAUUGAACCUGCAAAUAUAUCUGACAGAAGUUCAGAAUCGUGCAUCAGAAAAGUAGUGACAAUCUUCACAUUUAUUUUUUGUACUCAUAGGUGAGGGUAAAAUGGGACAAUACAUUUAUAAUUUAUUCUAUGUUAUUUUUGAAUACGUUAUAUUGAGUAUGUUAUAUUGAAUUAUUUGUUUCUGUAUUAAACUUAUAGUUAAUGCUGUUAAAAUUCAGUUAGUUAUGCUUAACGUCGUUUAUGAACAAGACUCUGGCAGAAGUAGUUGUCCCAGCCUGCCCAGAUGCAUUUAAAUUGUUCCUCAGGUUACAAAACAUUGCACCACGCUAAAUUAUUUAGUUGCAUGAAAAACUGUCAGUGAUAUUUUACUACAAAUAUAUUCAAAUUUUAUUGAAACAAAUGUUUUAUAACAAUUUAUAAGCUAGUGUUAAAUAUGAUUAGUUGUUUAAUACCAAUAUCCAAAUGUGAAGUUGGUACUGGGUUUCCCUAGAAGUAACCCAAAUAGCUGCUUAGGACCAUUGUGGUAGGAGCCCCUGAUGUAGCCUAAUUUUCAGAAAACAUAAAUUAUUGGUUUUCACAAAACAAUCACUUUUGUGAAACAAACUUUUCUAUGUUUAAAUUUAGUAUUAAUAAGGUCAUUGCCAAUUUACUGUAUGUUUAUUAUUGUAAUUAUAGUAUAAUUUUUCAUUUAAAACGACAGUUACAAAUAGAAACAAUGACAGUGGUAAAGCAUUUUUGAGAACUUCUAUCAUACACAAAAGUUGAUUUCUUUUGCAUGGCAGCGAUGGCCAUGUGAUUAAUGAUAGGCUGUUUUCAGCUUUCCCAGACUGUUUUUAUCUUUGCCAAUUAUCUUUGCCAAUUGCAAAUUGUUCUGGGGGAAGGUCAUUUCAGUUACAUUAAAAAUGAUUUAUGUUCCGCAGUGUGCCGAGAAAAAUGAACCAUAACCAUGUUAAGCUUGCUUUUCAUUGAAGAAAAUAACCUUAAAGAACUGAACUUCAAAUUCCAGGUUUUUACAUUUUAAACUUUAAAAAAAUUGCAUAUUGAUAAGGGUCCCCUUAUAUUGUGCUGUUAGGAGCCUCCUUGUACAUAAAUCCAGCUCUGUAUGUAGUUCAGGUUCAUAUUGAAAAUAUUUUCACAUAUGAUAGUGACAUGAAAUAUAAAAAAUCUGUCAUAAGUUUCUUAAUACCUAAAACUUAGCUCUUAAAUUGAUAACUGUUCAGGAAAGUCAACAACCAGUUUUCUGAUACUCUUCUGUCCUGAGACAUGUCAUGAAGAAGAAAAACUUUAUAUGACUACAACUUAAAAAAACAAACAAAAACAGCUAGAGAUACUAAUUGGGCGUUCAAAUUUGCCCUUCUCAAGAAUUUAAGCAUCUGGUUGAUACCAUAUCGGCCACUAAGAAUCAAGUUGAACAAUUUCAACUGCCUGGUUCCAAAAUGAGUCUGAAGUGCUAAUUUUUACUGGCAUGUUUCUGUGACUUUCCUAAGAAUUUAGAAGAAUUCAUUGAAGAACAAGUCGAAGCAUUACUCAAAGAUAUGAAUGAUAUGCAGUGGUGUUGGAGUAUUUAAUAGAGUGCACAUAUUAUGGCCAAAUACAAUUGAUCUACUACAUGUAAUACUAUUUCCAGAGUACUUGACAUUGUGUAUUCUCAGAUUCAACAGGAAGAGAAAAAAAAAGAUUGCGGAACAAGCAGGCAUCUUUUCUAAAUUGGUUUAUGAACUGCAUUCUUGAGAAAAGAUAUUUUUGUGUUAAGCAUUAAGAAAUAUAAGUAGGUACCAGUAUUUACAAAAUGUACAGUAUUCUGUGACUAUUCUUCUAAUGAUAAGUGUACAUCACUAUUACAAAAACAACAUUUUGCAAUAUUACCAAAUAACUUAACACCAAACGGAAACAAUAUUCUUUUUUAGAUUCAGUGCACCGAAGUUAUUGACAGAGUUUUUCAUUGUGCUAGUGUUUCUUUUAUUUUUAUUUUAACUUUUUUAAAGUUGUAUAAGAACUUCUGAUGAAUGUUUACUGCCCUGUUCUUGCAGAGGAAUUUUAUAUGGCAAUGUUAAAAAACUAUUAGGAUGUUGUUAGGUGCUCUUCUGUUAGUUAUUUUUUCAAAUUUUUUUAUUUUAAGCUUAGACAACAUGACAUAUUUUCCUCCUUAUUUCUACAUUUCCUGUUUGCCCUUUAUUUUGUUCUUCAUUGACAUUAUAUUUGUGUCAUGAGAAUAUUCUGUGGAGUUCCUGAGAAAAAUAAUUGUAUUAACUACACUCUUUGUUUAUAUCAUGUACAUUAGGGACUUUAUCUUAAAGAUACUAUUGAAUUCAUUGUAAUGUCAUAUGUGGGAAAUUUUGAAUUCAUCUUUUGAAUUUUCUUGUAUCAUUCACAUGAAUGCAAUUUCAAUUACCUUUGAAAUUUUUCUUGGAGACUUGUGAGACUUGCUCAAAUAGUGUCCUCAAUUAUGCGGUCACCUCCAUUAUUGGCCGUUUUUCAUGUAACCAAUUGAUUUUUCCAUAUGUCAUGAGUAAAUGUUCCCUCUUUUUGUUGAUCAUUUUGCUAAGUAGCUAAAGGCCAGGCACAUUUCAUAGAUUGACUUUUAUUAAGUGAUCACAAUCAAGUGAUUUUGAACUGUUAUGUAAUGAGAAGCAAAAUAAUCAUGAAGAUUACUGUUGUAGUAUCUUCCUAUAAUGGAAUCAUUGUCAGAUUACAUUAAACAGUGAUAUCCAGAGAAGCGUAUCUCACAGAAGGAUUAAUUUCUGUGCCAGAUAAUAAAAGAUGAUUUUAAUAAAUAUCCCUAAAAGAAAGAAAAACAUGUCUCUUUUGUCCAUUUCGUAGCAUUCUUAUGGUUUGCUAACUCAUGCUUCUCUUCUUUGGGAUAGUUAAGGACUCGUGGAGCUUGCCUCAUGAGCGAAUCUGAUCUGAAGGUCGUUUGCUAACUCCUUCGUCAGACGACCCUGCUAUAAAGUUUUCGCGGGAUGUGAAUUGUAUCUUGUGGUCAAGUUUGCUUAUUUGAUUCAGUGACGACAGAAAGGGGUUUCAGUGGCUGAUCCUCCAAUCGAACAUUUUUUAAAAAAUUUUACCAGUUCAUUCAAAAUAAUAAUAAUAAUAAUAAUAAUAAUAAUAAUAAUAAUAAUAAUAAUAAUAAUAAUAAUAAUAAGGUUGAUGUCUCCGCCAUUCUGAAGCACUAAUCUCAUUAUGAGUAUAUUUACAUUUUUUAUAUCAAGCUAACAAUUACAAUUUUUUUAAAAAUUAUUAUUAUUUUAUUAUUUGUGAGGCAUUUGUACUGAAAGUCCCCUCUCCCUGAAAUACUUUUUGGAUCCCCUAGCCAAGAGGCGGCAAAUGGUUCUGAAUACCUUAUUUAAAUUAUAUUUUGUUAUUUAUGGUAAUUAAAAAUGUUAGAGACGUUUCAUAGCAUUUAGCACAUUUCUAUUUGAUUUACGCUUUCAAUGAACCUUUUAUCCUAGAUUAAGCUGCCACCUUUAUUAUGGCCAAUUUUUGCCAGAACCAUUGAUGGCCGCCUAAGAUAGGUUUUACUGUACUAUUUUAUUACCAAGGCUAAUAUUAUUGCAAGCAUAUUGGGCGUAAAGUUUGAUUACAGUGUUCAUAAACUAGAGAAUACUGGCAUAUAAUAAUUAUAGUAAUUUUAUUGUAAUCACUUCUGACAGUGGUAGUACCGUAAAUGAAUUUUGGACAGAUGAAAAAGAAUAACAAAAGAAUUAUGUAUGAUCACUGUUCAAACCAAUAAAAAACGCUUUUAUGACAUUCCGAGACACUCAUCAGGACUGUUUAGUUACAGUGUUAGUUACAUAGAAUCAAAUUUUCUUUAGUAUGUGAAACAAACCCCCCAAAAAAUCAUUUAAAACUAAAAUGUGCAUUCAUCAACUUGUAAAAAAAAUAUAUAUAUAUCAGGUUUCUAAUUCAACAAUUUUUAUGGUAUUUCAUGAAAGGGACUUACAGGUAGUUGUCUUUUGCGUGAUAUUGAUGUGUAUAAAAGAUAGGUGUGCUAUUGAAGAAGAUUUGUUAUCUAGUAUAUGAAAUGAAAAAUAGCUCAUUAAAUGAGCAGUUAAUUAUACAUCUGUGGCUUAGCCAAUUUAUCUGGUAAUUUGUUAAUAAAAAUUACCUAUUGAUUUCAAUCAUUGGUGGCCUGAGUGCUUUCAAGUACAGUACGUCUUUCAUAAGAAGCAAUUCUGGGAACAAUUCUUCAUCCUCUUAUUUGAAAGACGCUAUGAACGUUAAAUAGCAAGUAGGAACAGAAUUUUGUUAUUUUCGGUGCUGAUAGCCUUCUUGGCAUUGGAUUUCUCUUUAAGUGAAAUAAUAUUGUCUUUUGCCCUGUAAUUUCCAAGAUGGUGCAGAAGUAAUAAUUUAGACUAUGAAUUGCAUUUUUAUUUUAAAAGUUACUCAAAUUUUCGUCAUGAAGUUGCUUUAAAAAAAUGUGCUAAUUCUAGGUGAAAUAAUUGGGCAAUUUUUACUAACUGUUUUUGAAGAAAUCAAUUACCAAGUGUAUGAAUAGACAGUGUAUUAAAUCCAAAGAAUCAAAAUUACUUUCACAUAAAGAAAAAGUAAUAAAAUAGUAUUGCUUCAUUUUAUGGACCAGCUAUUUAAGUUUGAUGACCAUACUUGUUUUAUUAUUUAUCAAUGUUAUCAUAAUUUUAUCUUAUGGGUGUUUUUCAUGUUACAAUCUUGAGUCUGCUCUCUUCUAGAAAUGUCCUUUUUGCCUUAUGCUAAGUACAUACUAAUAUCAGUAUAUUUCUGUAUUGCCUGACAGAGUUACACAGCAGGGAAACCUGCUCAAACUGUAAGUGCUCACUUCUAUUAACAAGACUUUUUUGUGGAACCAAUUGAUUUUCCCAUUACUAAUGUGAAAAUGUUCCAUCUUUUAAGUGGUCACAUGCCCCUCCCCAGUCAGCGACCACACACAUUCUGUAGAUUAAUCUGUAUUAGACAUUUUUUCCCAACCAAUUUGAAAUUUUGAUCUGUAACGCUAUAGUAGAAACAAGGCUGCUGGAGAUUACUGUUAGAUUAGUAUUGACUAAGUAUAUUCCUUUGUUGUGACAUAUCGUAACCUAUCAUCAGAUCACUCAGAACAAUGACAUGUAGUGGCUUCUCACUCGGAGGCAUUAUUUGUUUUUUACAUCACAAUAAACGAUUUUCAUUUAUGCUCACUGAAGAUGAAAAUUCAAGGUGAAAAUUGCUGCUUCAAAUUUAGUUGGGAAUCAAGUCUAUGAAUAAAAAUGAAACAAUGGUGCAGAAAAGGCAAUAGUACAAAUAUUGGAAAUUGAAAUAUUUUGUAAAAGAGUUGUUUAAGUACUCUUAAAUGCUUUAAGUGCAAUUUUAAAAUUUAUUAAGAACAAAGCAUGCUUCACUUCAUUGCAAACAAAAUUAGAUGGAAUAUUGAUAUCCCAUAAUCUCAUUACCUCAAUUGAGUGGCCACCUAUGUUAAUGGUCAUUUUUCUCUGGAACCCAGUGACCGCUUAAGACAGGUUUCACUAUAUCUUGUAGUGAUGACUGGUUCUCUGUAUAUGAAUGUCUUGGAUAUCUUUCCCAAGGCCCUAAAAGUAAUUGCUUGUCAGGUAUGAUCUUUAUGACCAAACAUUUGUGAUUGUAUGAUACUGAAUCAAACAAAUCUUAAUGUGAAAAGUGAAAAUUUAUUUUAAUUUUCAAAAUCUAUCCCUUUUUUAUUGUUUUAACAUUAAUGAAAUGAAAUGAAAUUUGUUCAUGAUACUGUUGAAGUAAAUAAGAUUU